Messenger RNA from Hemibagrus wyckioides, 2680 nucleotides. It is a transcript of the gene cpne4b, whose product is annotated as copine IVb. The record is from RefSeq and is a predicted model, not a curated record. Gene Ontology annotation, biological process: cellular response to calcium ion. The transcript has 16 exons. Lineage: Eukaryota; Metazoa; Chordata; Actinopteri; Siluriformes; Bagridae. Gene Ontology annotation, cellular component: plasma membrane. Gene Ontology annotation, molecular function: calcium-dependent phospholipid binding. Bases 312 to 1973 code for a protein of 553 amino acids.
AUUGUUCAAUCUUCAUUAAAAAAACAAGUCUGGUGUCAGCUACCACAUGACCGCUAGGAGUCAGUGUUUCACUGCGCUAAUAACCAGCUCCCUGUAUCUACCUGCCCCGUGUGUGUGUGUGUGUGUGUGUGUGUGUGUUAUUGCCUUGAUGUGCGGAUCAGCUCAUUCUCAUGGAGUACUUCACGCCUCUUAGCGGAACAUGAACACACGCACCCAUCACUCACUCCAACUCAGCGUUCAGCUACUUUCCUGCCAUCGAUCGGGAUUAUUUCAUUUAUACACGCUGACAGUCUGCUUGAGCUCAGAUCAACAUGAGCAACAUCUACGAGUCAGCAGCCACCACGCUGGGCCUCUUCAACAGCCCAUGUCUGACCAAAGUGGAGCUGCGUGUGGCCUGUAAAGGAAUCUCAGACAGAGACGCCCUGUCCAAACCUGACCCCUGUGUGGUGUUGAAGAUGCAGUCUCAUGGACAGUGGUUUGAGGUGGACCGGACCGAGGUGAUCCGCAGCAGCAUCAGCCCUGUGUUCUCCAAGGUAUUCACUGUAGACUACUACUUUGAAGAGGUGCAGCGGCUGCGCUUUGAGCUCCAUGACAUCAGCAGCAACCAUAACGGACUCAAGGAGGCGGACUUCCUGGGAGCCUUGGAGUGCACCCUCGGACAGAUUGUGUCUCAGAGAAAACUCUCCAAAGCUUUACUGAAACAGGGCAACACAGCGGGCAAGUCUUCUAUAACGAUAACAGCAGAGGAAUUAUCUGGGAAUGAUGAUUAUGUAGAGCUUGCCUUUAGUGCCAAAAAGCUUGAUGACAAGGAUUUUUUUAGCAAAUCGGAUCCGUUUCUAGAAAUCUUCAGGGUCAACGAUGACGGGACCGGAUCCCUCGUACACAGAACUGAGACCAUCAUGAAUAAUCUAAAUCCAGUGUGGAAGUCGUUCAAAGUGUCACUGAACACUCUCUGCAGUGGGGAUCAUGAGCGUGAGCUGAAGUGUACAGUGUGGGACUGGGACUCAAAUGGAAAGCAUGACUUCAUUGGAGAAUUCCAGACUACCUUCAAAGAGUUGAAGACAGCAAUGGAUGGAAAGCAGAUUCAGUGGGAAUGCAUCAAUCCCAAGUAUCAAGUGAAGAAGAAGAAUUACAGAAACUCUGGUGUGGUGAUCCUGACUCAGUGUAAGAUAAUAAAGAUGCAUUCGUUUCUGGAUUAUAUAAUGGGAGGUUGUCAGAUCCAGUUUACGGUGGCGAUUGAUUUUACUGCCUCGAAUGGCGACCCACGUAACAGCUGUUCUCUUCACUACAUCCACCCGUACCAGCCUAACGAGUACCUCAAGGCCCUGGUGGCUGUGGGUGAGAUCUGCCAAGACUACGACAGUGAUAAAAUGUUCCCAGCGUUUGGCUUCGGAGCGCAGAUCCCGCCGGACUUCAAAGUCUCACAUGAUUUUGCGGUAAACUUUGAUGAGGACAACCCAGAGUGUGCUGGUAUUCAAGGUGUUGUAGAAGCUUAUCAGAACUGUCUGCCUAAGAUCCAGCUCUAUGGCCCCACUAACAUUGCACCAAUCAUACAGAAAGUAGCCAACUCUGCUUCGGAGGAGAUGCACACUAAGGAGGCCAUGGAGUAUUUCAUUCUGCUGAUCCUGACAGAUGGAGUUAUAACAGACAUGGCGGACACGCGGGAGGCCAUCGUACAUGCCUCCCACCUCCCCAUGUCCGUUAUCAUUGUGGGAAUAGGCAACGCAGACUUCAGUGAUAUGCAGAUGCUGGACGGCGAUGACGGCAUUCUGCGCUCGCCCAAAGGAGAACCCGUCCUCCGAGACAUCGUCCAGUUCGUGCCCUUCCGUAACUUCAAGCAUGCUUCUCCUGCAGCACUGGCCAAGAGUGUGCUGGCCGAGGUGCCCAAUCAGGUGGUGGACUACUACAACAGCAAAGGCAUCAAGCCCAAAUGUCUUUCAGACUUUGAGUCUUCCAGAGCCUUCAGUCCCUAAACAGCACCCUGCUCAUCAUCAUCAUUAUUAUUAUUAUUAUUAUUAUUAUUAUUAUUAUUAAUGAAUAGAAAAGUGUAAUAACUGCUGUAAUUGUUGUGUCUAUAUUUAUUUAUUUAUUUAUUUAUUUCUAAGCCAGAGGCACACCUUCAACUAGAUGGAGUAUAAUUCUCCAAACAUGCUCAUGAUUUCUGCUUGUACAGAAUGUGUUUCUUCUUCUUCUUAUUAUUAUUAUUAUUAAUGCAUAUGUUUGUUUUCUAAUUGAUUUUCCUGAUUAUUGAGAUUAUUUCUAGAUGGCACUAGAGUUGCCCUAGAGCACAGGUGAGGAUGUAGCCAUUGUUUUUCCCACAGCAGGAAGUUAGCACUGUGGCUGUUUCCUGUUAGCAUCUGAUCAUGACUGCAGUUUAAUUGCAUGUGUUUCCUAAAGAAACUCUGUGUACAGUAUUUAGAGAUAAAUACAAGAUAUCAGUAAAUAUUUACCUGAAGCUCAGAAGGCCGAUGUUCUAGACAGAUUUUGUUCUUUUGUACAGGAUUGUUGACUUUUUUUUUUUUUUUGCAAAAUUUCUUAACAGUUCUUUUAGAUUUUUGGAGUGAGUAGUUGAGAAUGCAAUAGAUUAUAACUUUUUCUCUCUUCUGUGGUUGUGUGUGUGUGUGUGUGCGGAUGCACAUGAAUGUGUGUGUGUGUGUAUUUAUUACAGAUACUACACUGU